AUGAUGAAGGAAUUGAAUACGGAUCUAUUCGAUCCGAGAAGUACGCUCAUGGACCCCGACUUCUCCCGGGACGCGACGCCGUCGGCCGAUGCCGAUGCCGACGACUUCGCCUUCGCCUUCAACGACAGUAACUUCUCCGACCGACUGCUUCGGAUCGAGAUCAUGGGUGACACACCCGAGUCCAGACCCGAUUCCGAGGCCUGUACUAGUAUCGCUGAUUGGGCCCGCCACCGGAAGCGGAGAAGAGAGGACAUCAAGAAGGAAAACAUUCCGGAUCUCGCUGAAUGCCCAGAGGAGCAAAUCUUGAAUGACAAUCAACCUGAUAUGGAUGAUUGUGAGGGUUGUGAAAAUCAAGAUGAGGAAGCAGUUGCAAUGGUUGAAGAAUCGCCUUCAGGGGAUGAAGCUGCAAACAGCAAUGAUUCAGACUGGGGAAUGGAUUGUUCUACAGUUGUAAGAGUUAAAACGUUGCACAUUAGCUCUCCAAUUUUGGCGGCCAAGAGUCCGUUUUUCUAUAAGCUCUUUUCAAAUGGGAUGAGGGAGUCUGAACAACGACAUGUAACCUUGCGGAUCAAUGCUUCUGAAGAAGCUGCCCUCAUGGAGCUCCUGAAUUUUAUGUACAGCAAUACCUUGUCCACCACCUCAGCUCCUGCUUUACUGGAUGUGCUGAUGGCUGCCGACAAAUUUGAGGUUGCUUCAUGCAUGAGGUAUUGCAGCCGGCUGUUGCGGAAUAUGCCCAUGACACCUGAGUCUGCAUUGCUUUAUCUAGAGCUUCCUUCCAGUGUCCUAAUGGCUGAAGCAGUCCAGGCGUUGACUGAUGCAGCAAAGCAGUACCUUGCUGCCCGUUACAAGGACAUAAGCAAGUUUAUAGAAGAGGUGAUGGCCUUACCCCUAGCUGGAAUAGAAGCAAUUGUAUCCAGUGAUGAACUCCAGGUUGCAUCUGAGGAUGCUGUAUAUGACUUUGUAUUGAAAUGGUCUAGGACUCACUACCCAAAACUGGAGGAACGGCGAGAAAUCUUGGGUAGUCGACUGGCACGCUACAUUCGCUUUCCUUACAUGACUUGUCGAAAGCUGAAAAAAGUUUUAACCUGUAAUGAUUUUGACCAUGAUGCCGCAUCCAAGCUAGUGCUUGAGGCUCUUUUCUUCAAGGCUGAGGCCCCACACCGGCAGCGAAUCCUGGCAGCAGAGGAGUCUGCUACCUUGAAUCGUCGCUUUGUGGAGAGGGCAUACAAGUAUCGCCCUGUUAAGGUGGUGGAAUUUGACCUUCCCAGGCAGCAGUGUGUGGUGUACCUGGACUUGAAGAGGGAGGAGUGCGCAAAUUUGUUCCCAUCCGGACGGGUGUAUUCUCAGGCAUUCCACUUGGGUGGGCAAGGGUUCUUCCUCUCUGCGCAUUGCAACAUGGACCAGCAAAGUUCUUUCCAUUGUUUUGGGCUGUUUUUGGGGAUGCAGGAAAAAGGGUCAGUGAGUUUUGCAGUGGACUAUGAAUUUGCGGCAAGAUCAAAGCCAACUGAGGAAUUUAUUAGCAAGUACAAAGGUAACUACACAUUUACUGGGGGAAAGGCAGUUGGCUACCGGAACUUAUUUGCCAUACCAUGGACUUCCUUCAUGGCUGAGGAUAGUCUUUACUUCAUAAACGGCGUGCUCCAUCUUAGAGCAGAGCUUACUAUCAGACACUGA
Messenger RNA from Prunus armeniaca (apricot), 1674 nucleotides. NCBI's taxonomy places the organism in Eukaryota, Viridiplantae, Streptophyta, Magnoliopsida, Rosales, Rosaceae. The record is from the annotation of a GenBank genome assembly.